Messenger RNA from Misgurnus anguillicaudatus (oriental weatherfish), 5137 nucleotides. Lineage: Eukaryota; Metazoa; Chordata; Actinopteri; Cypriniformes; Cobitidae. The record is from RefSeq and is a predicted model, not a curated record.
GCACGCACGCGCACGCACUCGCUGCGGAUCGAGCUCUUCCCGCUUCGAGCUCGAGCUGCUACGAAUGCCGUUUGGCGGAUGACAGUUUGUUUUCCACAGCGGGCCCGUCUGACAAGAAGAGCGGACUUUCACGCCCUUAACUACCGGGAUUGUAACAGCUCCUCGUCAAUAUGAGACCGCUUUCUCCGACGUGUUAGCGUUUGCCCAAGGAUAUGAAUCCUGGCAACAUAUCUGUGUACAAGAGCUCUAGCCCAGCUGAGGGAAAGAGUGAACAAGCAUGAGGCUGCUGGCCUCCUCGCCACAUCGACUACAGCAAACACGCAUUUCCCCAAUGGAGUUUUAAGCCCUUUAGGAGUACAGACUGUCUCGGCCCACCAACACUAGUGAAUGAACACACAGGUAUGUAUGAGCACAGACAGAUAUAACAGCCCCUUCCCUUUGGUUCAACACCAGAGCUGCCCCUGAACAACGAACAAAAUAGUCGAGAGAGAAAGCGAGAGAGACUGAGGGUCCCAUGUGCCAUUGGGCUGAGGGGCUUUCGCCAUGAGCAGCACUUUGGGCAAAGAUAAAGACUCUAAGGAGAGGGAACCCAAAGCCGAAGGGAAAUCCAAAACCAAAGGGAAAGAUGCCAAAGAUGGUAAGAAGGACACAAGCGGCGCUUCGCCCGCCGUGGCCUUCACCUUGGAUAGCACGAUAAAGCGUCCCAACCCGCCGCCCAGCACCCGCAAAAAAUCCAGCAAUGCGGAGGUCAUCAAGGAGCUGAACAAGUGCCGCGAGGAGAACUCGAUGCGUCUGGACCUGUCCAAGAGAUCCAUCCAUCUGUUGCCCUCUUCCAUCAAGGAGCUAACCCAGCUAACCGAGCUGUACCUGUACAGCAACAAACUACAGAGUCUCCCGCCAGAGUUGGGCUGUCUGUCAGGGCUGGUGACGCUAGCGCUCAGCGAGAACUCUCUCACCAGCCUGCCCGACUCUCUGGACAACCUAAAGAAGUUGCGUAUGCUUGACCUACGACAUAACAAACUGCGGGAGAUUCCUGCCGUGGUCUACCGCGUCGCCUCUCUCACCACGCUCUACCUGCGCUUUAACCGCAUCACCACCGUAGAGAAAGACAUCAAGAACCUGUCCAAACUUACCAUGCUCAGCAUCCGAGAGAACAAGAUUAAACAGCUGCCCGCGGAGAUCGGUGAACUAUGUAACCUGAUUACGCUGGAUGUAGCACACAACCAGUUAGAGCACCUUCCUAAAGAGAUCGGCAAUUGCACACAGAUCACAAACCUCGACCUGCAGCACAAUGAACUUCUUGACCUACCUGAGUCUAUAGGUAACCUGUCAAGUAUAAACCGUUUGGGCCUGAGGUACAACCGUCUAUCCGCAAUCCCUCGAUCCUUAGCAAAGUGCCGAGAACUGGAGGAGCUUAACCUUGAAAACAACAACAUCUCUGUGUUACCAGAGGGGCUUCUCUCAAGCUUGGUCAACCUGACGAGUCUGACGCUGGCACGAAACUGUUUCCAGUCUUAUCCAGUGGGCGGCCCUUCCCAGUUCUCCACCAUCUACUCUCUCAACAUGGAGCACAACCGUAUCAACAAAAUCCCUUUUGGCAUCUUCUCUAGAGCAAAAGUGCUCAGCAAGCUCAACAUGAAGGACAACCAGCUAACAUCUCUUCCACUGGAUUUUGGGACGUGGACCAGCAUGGUGGAGCUGAACCUGGCAACAAACCAGCUCACCAAGAUUCCAGAGGAUAUCUGCGGCCUUGUGUCUUUAGAGGUUCUCAUAUUGUCCAACAAUCUCUUGAAAAAGUUGCCUCAUGGGAUUGGGAGUUUACGGAAACUACGAGAGCUUGACCUGGAGGAGAACAAACUGGAGUCUCUCCCAAAUGAGAUUGCCUACCUUAAGGAUCUACAGAAACUUGUGUUGACCAAUAAUCAGCUGACCACUUUGCCAAGAGGGAUCGGUCAUUUGACCAACCUGACAUACCUGGGCUUGGGAGAGAACCUACUGCAGCACCUACCUGAGGAAAUCGGUACACUGGAGAACCUUGAGGACCUGUACCUAAACGACAACCCUAACCUGCACAGUCUGCCAUUUGAGCUGGCCCUAUGCAGUAAGCUGUCCAUCAUGAGCAUAGAGAACUGCCCACUCAGCCACCUCCCACCCCAGAUUGUCGCUGGGGGCCCUUCAUUCAUCAUCCAGUUCCUCAAGAUGCAGGGACCCUACCGUGCCAUGGUCUGAAAUGGUCCUGCUCGAGGCUCACACACUGUAUAAACAAAUCCAAAAAAAGAGGAAAAACAGAAUCGCUAGUCGACGUUAUCUUCAAAGACAUCGACACCAUUAUAUCUUGGACAGGAAACUGCGUAACUUGGUUCCAAAUGGAGGAAUCCUAGCCAGUUAGGUCCCCUUUACACAGUCGAGUAGAACACAACGUCUAGACUUCUGUUGCCAAAAUUAAUGAUUCAUCAUUAGUGAUUCUGAGAAAAGAGCUCUUAAAAUGUUUCAAUCAUUUUGCCAAUUUCUUGAAAGUCAUUAUAGGGGUUCUUGGCGCCAGGAAAAACAGUCGUAUGCAAAAACAAACCGUUUUUCAACAUCAUUUUUGAAAAACAACAUUUUUGCUGCUGCUGCCGCCAUACUGUAUGUUAGUUGUUUCUUUGUAUUAUUUUUCUGUUCGUUUUUAUUUUUUUAUUUAUUUUAUUUUUUGUUUAGACAGAAAUCUUGUCCCACAACCAAAAGAUUUUUAUUGUACAGAGGACCUGUUUGGAAGCAGUGAACAAAUUUUGUGUUGAUUUUUUUUAUUAUUAUUAAUAUUAUAGAAAUUGUGCCUAUCCAGUGCAGUUGGGUAGUUUGUGUCUGAACAUAAUUAUCCAAGAGGUUUUAAUACAAAAUGAAUGAAUUUACUAAAGCAUAAUUUAUUCAGUAAUUCCUUAUCAUUUUGUAAUAAUCGUUGAUUACUUCCUCACUCCCUUUUUUCAACAUUCAUUCCUCUUUAAUGUCAAGCUAAGACACAUUGCUACGCCUAAAGUUGCUUAAUUCACAGCCAAUCGUAACAAGGUGAUAUAGGAACCAAACAAUGCAGCGUAACCGAAUCGAGAAUUGACAACAAACUAGUGCUGAGUUUGUGAGUUUAAAGGAGUCGGGGGUGUACGUGAAGUCCCUGAUCGCUCACUUGUUCGCCAUAUCUACAGUGUUGUGUCCUAUCGGUUUGCAUCUACAUAUCAGGUGCAUAUCAGGCCCACAUUUACUGUGAGGAAUGCCAAAACACCCAUUCGAAGGAUUUCUCGGACCGAUUUUGAUCUUUACCUACUAUUAAUAUUAAUAUUUCAGCGUUUUUUUUCAGGACACGGACCCUCGAUGUGGUCACCAGAUUUAGUUUCAUUCACCGUCACUCUUAUGCUGCUGCUUUUAAUGCACUUUGUACUGAUAUUUGGCAUCCACCUCAAGUAAAAGGGUCACGAUUUUUCACGUUACCAAUUAAACGAAUGGAUGGGGCAUUUUUAUUAUUAUUAUAAUUUUUCCAAAGUAUUUUAUCUUUUAUUUUAUUGUCUAUCCUGUAUAUUUUAUAACAACGAAUGAAAUCGUUUGCAUCAGCAAAUUUAAAUGUUAACUCAUUCUUUUUAAGGCGAUAAUUCUCUCUUUAUUAAAUGUUUUGAUUUCAACUUUUCUGACUAGUUUGUGUUUCUGUAUAUUUAAAUUUCAUAUCACAGGUAUCCUUUGAAAUGGUGCAAAUCAUCAAGUAUUGAUUGAUAGUAAGACCCAUUAUGUUUUGAUUAUACUUUUAUUUUAAAUGUGGAAUCGUUCAAGUAAAAAUGUAUUUUCUUUUGGUUUAGUAUUAUAUCGAGUGACUGUACAUUUACUCCACUUCUAUUUUAUCAAGCCAAAUGUCUUUUGUUAGGAUUGUGUUAAUUUUUUUCUCACCUUUCGUUUAUAUCGCUGGCAGCAGUGUAAAGACUCGCGGCUCUCAUAGAGGCACUUCACAAUAGUGGGGGCACGAAAACGGACACGAAUUGCUGCUUUUUAUCAACCAGCAGAACCUGUUGCUGCUUUAUGGACCUCCUAAAAACGUAAUGCUGUAAAAGAACCGACCCGGACGAGAUGUUACGGACUGGGCUCCCGGGGACGGUUCUACCAGCACAGACGUUCUGCUACAGAUGAAACCCCUCCGGAUCUGUUCGGCCAAUACGGUGCAUAUCUGGCGCCUGAUGCAGACGCUGAAUAAUAACUAGAAAAUGGAAAAAAACAAACGUUGUAAAAAGGGCUUUCUCUGUUCAUGCUUAAUUAUACACCAGAGGCAUUGCAUUCCUGGUUUUGUAUAAAAGCUUAGAACUGUACAUUUUCCUUUUUUUUUUGUGCGUGCGUGCGUGAAUGUGAGUGCGAGGGAAUAGUUAGAUGUUAACAAAAUGGAAUUAUUAUGUGACAAUAAAUGCCUUUUGAAUACUUCAAGUGAGACGUGCAUUAGGGACACGACAUUGUGACGUGUUCCAUUUACGGUUUUGAUUUUAUAAAGCAUUUAUGUGCCAUUUAUGCAGGGGCGUGGGGCUGAUUUUUAAGUGGAAAAACUUCGGAUGAGAGCGUUCCCAAACCAGGAAUGUAGUAGUAAAAAAUGAUGACGAAUAGUGACAGCACGGUUGGGGUGGUGAUUUUGAUUUUGAUCUUGUAACAUUCUGGUGAAUCCACACAUGAUUGGAGCUUAAGGGUUUGUUUAUUUUUCUAUUGUCUGUGCAUUUAGGUCAUAGAAAAACUGUAUCAAUGAAGUUCAUAUUCAUGAUCAUUUUUGUAGGAAUGUGUUAUAUGUUUCCUGCUUUUUUGCCUUGCUAUGUAUAGGAAACAAGCAUGUUAAUUUUCUUUUGUUUUUACCCCCCUUUUUUAAAAUUCAUAUAAUUGUCUGGGUGGGGCAGGGAUGUAAAAAUAAGUACGAAACAUGUUGCUCUUUCGUAACUGCAAAAUGUUUUUAUUUUUACGAUUCAUAGGGUUUCAAGUGAUGUGCAGACAUGUUUAACAUUACUUUCUCUCUAGAGGAACGGCCUUAAAGGUGAAUCUCUUGGUUUCUUUCUUUUUAACUCAGCCCAAAUGAGUAACAGGACCCUCUUCAGUCAGUCAAGUCUUUGCUUUGAUAAGCAUUCUUCAAAUAAAUGUUCAUUUGACUGCC